Molecule: messenger RNA, 1807 nt
Organism: Gastrolobium bilobum
Lineage: Eukaryota; Viridiplantae; Streptophyta; Magnoliopsida; Fabales; Fabaceae
Product: threonine synthase, chloroplastic-like
Exons: 2
Coding region: 32-1621 (529 amino acids)
Biological process (GO): L-cysteine biosynthetic process
Cellular component (GO): cytoplasm
Molecular function (GO): pyridoxal phosphate binding; threonine synthase activity
Source: RefSeq, a predicted model, not a curated record
CUCUCUCUCUCUCUCUCUCUCUCUCAUUCAAAUGGCUUCUUCCUCUCUGUUUCAUUCUUCGCCUUUCUCCCUCAAAACCAAAACCUGUGUUCCAAACCAACAUCUUAAACCCACCCACUUCACCAUUAAAGCUCAAUCGGAACCCAUCUCCUCCCUCACCCAAAACAACUCCCCCUCAUCCGCUUCCCCCCCGGAGGCUUCUAAGCUCCGCCGCGCCGCCGACGAGAACAUCAGGGACGAGGCUCGCCGCAAGAAUGUGUCACAGCCCCACCUCUUCUCCGCCAAGUACGUUCCUUUCAACGCCGACCCGUCCUCCACGGAGUCCUACUCCCUCGACGAGAUCGUUUACAGAUCCCAAUCCGGUGGCCUCCUCGACGUUCAGCACGACAUGGAAGCCCUCAAGAGAUUCGACGGCGAUUACUGGCGAACCCUCUUCGACUCUCGCGUCGGCAAGACCACCUGGCCUUACGGGUCAGGGGUUUGGAGCAAGAAGGAAUGGGUGCUGCCGGAGAUCGACAGCGACGACAUCGUGAGUGCCUUCGAAGGAAACUCGAACCUUUUCUGGGCUGAGCGUUUCGGCAAACAGUUUCUGGGCAUGAGUGAUUUGUGGGUGAAGCACUGUGGGAUUAGUCACACGGGGAGUUUUAAGGAUCUAGGUAUGACUGUUUUGGUUAGCCAAGUGAAUCGCUUGAGAAAAAUGAAUAGGCCUGUUGUUGGUGUUGGUUGUGCUUCAACUGGUGAUACUUCUGCUGCUUUAUCAGCAUAUUGUGCUUCUGCGGGGAUCCCUUCCAUUGUUUUCUUGCCUGCUAAUAGAAUUUCCCUUGCCCAAUUGGUGCAGCCAAUUGCCAAUGGUGCUUUUGUGUUGAGUAUUGAUACUGAUUUUGAUGGGUGUAUGCAGUUGAUUCGAGAAGUCACUGCUGAAUUGCCUAUCUAUUUGGCUAAUUCUUUGAAUAGUUUGAGGCUGGAGGGGCAGAAGACUGCAGCUAUUGAGAUUUUGCAGCAGUUUGAUUGGCAAGUCCCUGAUUGGGUCAUUGUUCCAGGUGGAAACCUUGGGAAUAUAUAUGCAUUUUACAAAGGGUUUCAAAUGUGUAAAGAGUUAGGACUUGUGGAUAGGAUUCCCAGGCUUGUUUGUGCUCAAGCUGCUAAUGCUGAUCCACUCUAUUUAUACUUCAAGUCAGGGUGGAAAGAGUUUAAGUCAGUUAAGGCCAACCCCACCUUUGCAUCUGCCAUACAAAUUGGUGAUCCUGUUUCAAUAGACAGGGCUGUUUUUGCCUUAAAGAACUCACUUGGGAUUGUUGAGGAAGCAACCGAGGAGGAAUUGAUGGAUGCUAUGGCUCAAGCAGACUCCACUGGCAUGUUUAUAUGCCCCCACACUGGGGUUGCUUUGACUGCAUUGUUUAAACUGAGGAAUAGUGGGGUUAUAAAGCCUACUGAUAGGACUGUGGUGGUGAGUACCGCUCAUGGGUUGAAGUUUACUCAGUCCAAAAUUGAUUACCAUUCCAAGGAGAUCAAGGACAUGGCUUGCCGGUUUGCUAACCCACCAAUGCAAGUGAAGGCAGACUUUGGAUCGGUUAUGGAUGUUUUGAAGAAGUAUUUGCAGAGUAAGGCUCCAAAGCACUAGGUUCUAGCAGACAGUAAGAUGAUGCGGUCAUGGCCAUGCUUUCCGCGUGAGACAAUCACAGAUUACUCAACUUCAAAAUUUGGGUGACGUAAUUGCAUAAACUUGGAAAGACAAUGACAAGUAAUGAAAAUUGUGAAUAGAGCUCAUAGAUGUUGAGGGAAAACGCGUUAUGCAAAGUUUGUUUCA